Molecule: messenger RNA, 747 nt
Organism: Alternaria postmessia
Lineage: Eukaryota; Fungi; Ascomycota; Dothideomycetes; Pleosporales; Pleosporaceae
Exons: 2
Coding region: 1-747 (248 amino acids)
Biological process (GO): folic acid-containing compound biosynthetic process; tetrahydrofolate interconversion
Cellular component (GO): mitochondrion
Molecular function (GO): 5-formyltetrahydrofolate cyclo-ligase activity
Source: RefSeq, a predicted model, not a curated record
AUGGCCGCGUCACUAGCAGCUGUCAAGAAGGAAUUGCGCAACAGGAUUAGGAGCAUUCUCAAAGGACUUCCCGAAGCCGUUGCGGCUGCUCAAUCAUCCACUGCUACCAAGACUCUGCUGUCCAUGCCAGAGUACCAAGCUGCACGCACGAUAAGUGUCUACCUAUCUAUGCCAGGCGGUGAAAUAUCCACGAGCGAGAUUGUGCGCAAUGCACUAGACGAGGGCAAGAAGGUCUUCAUUCCCUACACGUACACUUUGGACGCGCCCAAACAAGGCCAACCAAAAUCCAUCAUGGACAUGGUAGAGCUACAGUCGAUGAAAGACUUUGAGUCACUGGAAUCUGACAAAUGGGGGAUUCCCACCCCAAGCAAAGAUUCCAUAUCAUCACGUGCAAAUUGCUUUGGCGGUACCGGCAUCACGAAUGGGGAGACCGAAGGUGUGAGUGCUGGUCUCGAUCUGAUCGUCAUGCCGGGUAUGGCUUUCGACUCGCAGUUCGGCCGCCUGGGUCACGGUAAAGGCUUCUACGACUAUUUCUUGACGCGUUGUCACCAAGUUUCGCGCAUGCCUUUUCGCGGUAAGAACUACUGGCAUUGUGUAUUUGGAGGGCUAACUAACCAAGUUGAAGUUGGCCUCUCGUUAACUGAGCAGUUCCUGCCGCCAAACGAGUCGGUUCCCAUGGAUUCCUCCGAUUUCCGUUUGGACGCUUUGAUCACCGGUGAUGGCGAGCUCCGUCGCGUGGGAUCUUAA